AUGUCGGCGCAACAACCCAUUACCGUCGGCGACUCCAAGGGCCCAACCGCCUACGAAGCCACAGCUACCGCCAACGCCCCUUCUACAACCACCAACGAAGAUGCUGCCGUCAGCCAGGGCAUUCACACCCUUGAGGUCAAAUCUGUCCACUGGUACAGCUACCUGACCACCGUCGACUUCUGGAUCGUCCUCGCUCUUGGUCAGGUUCUUGCCCUGUGCAUCACCGCGACCAACACUUUCACCAGCUUCCUCGCCGAGGCGGGCACCAACAUCCCUGCCUUCCAGACCGUCUUCAACUACAUCCUCAUGUUCCUCAUCUACACACCUGUGUUCCUCUACAAGGACGGUUUCCGAGGCUGGUGGCAGAUCGCUGUCAAGGAUGGCUGGAAGUACCUUAUCAUGGCCUUCCUGGAUGUUGAGGGCAACUACUUUACUGUUUUGGCAUACCGAUACACCAACGUUUUGUCUGCGCAGUUGAUCAACUUCUGGGCUAUUGUCUGCGUUGUUGUCAUCUCGUUCUUCCUUCUCAAGGUCCGCUACAGAGUCUUUCAGAUCAUUGGUAUCUUGGUCUGCUGUGGUGGUAUGGGUAUUCUGAUUGGCAGCGAUCACAUCAGCGGUACCAACGGCGGUACGGGUCUCGACAUGGUCAAGGGUGACUUGUUCGCCCUUCUCGGUGCUACUCUCUACGGUACCACCAACGUUUUCGAGGAGUGGCUCGUCUCCCGAGCUCACUUGUACCACGUCCUGUCUUUCCUUGGUCUCUUCGGAAUGUGCAUCAACGGUGUCCAAGCUGCCAUCUUCGACCGCGAGUCCUUCGAUAACGCUACCUGGAACGGUAAGGUUAUCGGCUGGAUCAUCGGUUACACCCUGUGCCUGAACCUCUUCUACAUCCUCGUCCCCAUCAUGCUGCGCAUGGGAAGUGCUGCAUUCCUCAACAUUUCUCUGUUGACUGCCAACUUCUGGGGUGUCAUCAUCGGUAUCCGAGUCUUUGGCUACACCAUCCACUUCCUUUACCCCAUUGCCUUCGUUCUCAUUAUCGUUGGACAGCUUACCUACUUUGUCACUGGUAGCAUGCUCAGUGAUUCCAAGAAGCCCUGGCUGGGUGAUAAUCAGGAGGAUGGUGUUCUGGGUUUCGGCACUGCUAAGCUCAAGGCUCUCAACGCUGCGCGUAAGGCGCAGAUGGAAGCUGAGGCUGGCAAUAGCGAUUCCUAA
Molecule: messenger RNA, 1212 nt
Organism: Fusarium coffeatum
Lineage: Eukaryota; Fungi; Ascomycota; Sordariomycetes; Hypocreales; Nectriaceae
Exons: 1
Coding region: 1-1212 (403 amino acids)
Biological process (GO): transmembrane transport
Cellular component (GO): membrane
Molecular function (GO): transmembrane transporter activity
Source: RefSeq, a predicted model, not a curated record